AUGAACUUUAUCAUAACCUGUGAAAGAUGUGAGGAGUACUUUGACCAGGAUGAAAGAACCCCUCUCAUAUUGCCAGAUUGCGGUCAUACCUUCUGAGAAAGCUGCGUUGCUGAACUGUUGGGUGAAGAAGAAAAAGCCUGCCCCACAUGUGGUUCAGAAAUUACCCACGAAGACCCAAGAGAAUUUAUGAAAAAUCAGAAAAUUCUUGACCUUAUUCAGAAAAAUACAAACAUCCCUCAUGAAAUUGAGAACCAAGUGAUGUGUCCAAGACAUUAUGACAAAGUAAUAGAGUACUUCUGUAAAAAUUGUACUCAAACAGUGUGAGUAAAAUGUAUGUUUGAUGACCACAAUGGACAUGAGCUUCUUCAAGUUGAUGAGAUGACUAAUGUGCUCAAACAGAACGUCUAUGAUCUCCAGAAAAUGCUUGUAAAUGCCACCAGACUGAACGAAGAGAAUAGGAAGUUGAUUGAGCAAGUCAAAGACGAGCUCUCAAAGCUCAAACAACAACAAAUGCAGAAUAUAGACAAAGGCUUCAUGGAACUCAUGAAAAAGCUUGAAGACAAGAAGCAAGAGAUAAUGCUAGAGUUUGAAAAAUAGGUACAAGAAAGAAGAACAGAAGUUUAUGACAAAGACUAGUCUUGUAGACACCAACUCUGAGGAGAUCAAAGGAAUCGAGAAAAUUUUUAACGAACUUCUGCAGUUUAUCAAUAAUAACCCUGAUGCUAAAUUUCUGCAAAAGGCUAGUGAUGUGACUACAUUCUUGCAUAAAUCUUUCACUGAUUUAGAUAUAAUCACAAAGAACCAGAUUGCACAGAAAAGUGAGAUUUAUAUACACCCGAGCUUCAAGCCGCUGACUCUGAAUGUGAAGAAGGCUAUAGAGAUAGUUUCCAAAUUUGAAAUGUUGCCUCUUAAUGCAAUGCCAACUUCGAGAGAGAAGAGUACCUCUAGAACAAGAGGAAGCAGGAGAGAAGGACUCAGAGGGCCAGGAAUGUAUAUGGAUGAAGCAAGAUCAACAGAAGAACAAGAAUAUGGAGGGCAUCCUCGUCACCCCAGCAGUAGAUCUAAUUUAAAGAAUAGUGUUCGAUCUAAUGCUGGUCCAAAAGGAGGUUAUCCAGCUAUUUCUAAACGGAUGCCUAAAAAUAAGAUGCAUAACUCAUACAGAGAUCCAACAGAUCUUGAAACUGAUGACUGGGAAAGUCGGACAAAACCAAUGAACAAGCUUAGAAAGCAUGGAGGUCCUUACCCUCAACAAACUAUGAUCCAUGCCUUUGGAGACAAUGCAGAAUUUCUUAGCUACAAUGUAGAGGACCAAAUUUGGGAGCAAAAUAAAUAUGACAACAAUUCCAACUACUCUGGAAGCUUAAAAUAUAUGAGCGCUGCAUCUUCUCCAGAUGGAAAAAUUUAUCUCACUGGUGGAUGUCUCAUUUCUACAGGAGAUCCUGUCAACGUGUGUUAUGAAGUAAGUGCUAUAAAAGCAUCUAAGAAUCAGAGUAAAUAAGAAGAUGCUUAAUAGAAGAUAUGCCCAUUGAUCAGUAUUCCUGAACGGUUAUGUAUAUGUAAUCGGAGGAUUUAACAACAAAGAUGCAGAAGAUGUGAGCCCCAAUACAACUAAUUCAUGAGAAUGAUUCUCUCCUUAUGAAAAUUCUUGGUCUGAAGUAUGCCCGAUAGCCCAAAGUCGAGCAUUUGCUGCAGCUGCUACUAUAAUGAACCAAUACAUUUAUCUGUUUGGUGGAUUCCAAGGAUUUAAUAUUUUGAAUACUAUUGAACGGUAUGACUGUAUGUCUGAUCAUUGGCUCACAUUACAUUUGAAACUUCCAGCAGCCUCUGCAAAGUUAGGAGCAGUAGCUAUUAACAACGAUGAAAUUUUGAUCCUGGGAGGACUCAACCUUUCACUUAAGAAAAGGCAAAAAUCUGUGAUGAAAUUAUCUUUAAGCGGCAAAAAGUGGACUUCCCUGAAUGAUAUGAAAAUCGGUAAAACUUUCAAUUGAUCUGCCUUCUAUUAUGACAAUUAUGUCUAUAGUAUUGGCGGAAAUGAGAAAGAUAUUUGAGAAAGAUAUGAUCUCGAAAAUGACUUCUGGGAACCUAUUCCCUCAUACUCUGAAAUCACGAGUCUAAAGGAUUUCCAGACAUGGUGUAUGGCUUUAGUUUAACUAAAUAUUUUCUCUCAUUUCAA
Moneuplotes crassus is the source of this 2173-nucleotide messenger RNA. The record is from the annotation of a GenBank genome assembly. Lineage: Eukaryota; Ciliophora; Spirotrichea; Euplotida; Euplotidae.